This is a messenger RNA of Hymenoscyphus albidus, 2058 nucleotides long. Lineage: Eukaryota; Fungi; Ascomycota; Leotiomycetes; Helotiales; Helotiaceae. The record is from the annotation of a GenBank genome assembly.
GUUACGCCGUCUGACACUAUGAAAGAAAAGCAAAAAAACCCAUCUCCAUGGGUCGGCCCCAGCUUGUUGGGGGCCUGUCCAACCCCACCUGCAUACGGACAAUAUAUAUACUGCCUAGCUCUCAGCCUCACGAUAACCCCUCUUUUCCAUCAGACCAUUCUCAAAAUCACAUAUAUUCUCCUUCUGUUGAGUCUACCAAACGCAAGAAACAAUAGAUUCGCGAUGGAUUCCUCUCCAGGUGCCUUCAUUUUGAUUGCUGCCAGUGCUGCCGAGCAAGUAGUGGUAGGGCUGUGUCACUUCAAGUACCAGUACCGGGUCGAAGAGUUCGCCUCGCAGAUUGCAUUCAUCGGCAAUUUUCUCUCCACGGCCGGCAAAGAGGUCAAUGAGAAUCCCAAGUACUUCAAAGAGAGUUUUGACGAGAAGUUUGGUGGAUUCACACAAAAGUGCAAAUCGAAGUUUGAAAUCAUUCUCGCUGCUCUCGAGAAGGCUCGGUCUUACAAGAAAGGGUUCGGUGAUGCGAGAGAAGAUGUAUGUGAGGUUGCGGAACCUCCUAAGAAGCCAUGGGACAGAUUGCAGUGGGGGCUUGGCAUGAAUGACGAGCAGAUUGACAAGUUUGAAGAGGAUGUGCAGGAGCUUGCACAGGGUGCCGGGGUGUUGAUGAGUGUAGUCUCUCUGAUUGUAUUGCAGAAAACCGCUCAAGGGUGAGCGGACUUUGACGACCUAUUUACAGACGAUCUUGCUCACAUUUUAUAGACGAGAUUUGACUCCAUCCGAACGAACACUUCUUACAGAGAUGAAAAAGAAGAUGAAGAAGAUUCUCUGCGGACUAAGGAAUACCGAGAUUGCGUCUCUGAUGUCUUUCAGCCUCCGGGACAACAUCAGAGCUGCAAAUACUGUUCAAAUUACCAAGCAAGAGGACACUGAAAAAGGAAAGAAAGCGGACGAUGCCUCAUCAUCUUCUACCUUGUGUAAUUCGAAAGAAAACCCCACAGAAUGUAAACUCGGUUCAGAUAAGAAACUGUAUGUUGAUGUGCCCAACAAAUUCCAGUAUUCAUCAGACUCACAAAACUUCAGAUCUACUUCAACUGAAAAAACCAACUCGACCGCAAAGGAGACCCCACCGCUUGACGACGAAGUCAUCUUCGAGAUGUAUCGUGCUUACAACGGUCCAUUCAAGCUCAAACGGCAACAAUCAAACUUCCGUCUCUUCGGAAUUUUCCAAAACCUCCCAAGACGAGCACGAAGUGGCACCUCACCUCAACAAAGUCCCUAUUUCCCAGGACGAGAUCAAAGACUUCAUGCGUGACGCCGAAGCAAAAGAACCCAACCUCAAAAGCCAAAUGGUGGGGAAGUUAUUAGGCCUCCCAAGAAUUGUGAACGUGACAAUCUACAGCAUGAUCAACAGCAAAAACGAUACACCAGGUUUCAAACGUUACAAUUGGUCUAUUGAAUGCGUAACCACCCUUGUAGACGCCGAGAAGAAGAAGCCCAGCUUCUGGGUAAGAAAACCAAAGAUGGAUGAUAUUGAUUACAGGCGAUACGCAAUCAUCCUUCGAAGAGAGGAAAACCAACCACUCCGACGACCCCAAGGGCCACCACAACUACAACCCCCAAAGAUAGUUGUCCUCGAUAACAAGAAGAAGAAGUAUGAUUGGGCUACUAAGCCGGUCGUCAAGAUUGAACUUACUCAACAAGAGACCGAGAAUGUAGUCAACGACUUUUUAGCGAGCUUUUCCACGCUUUAUGAUGGUGUUUUGGUGCAGGAUCGUGGAGCCGCGUUGAAGAGUAUUGUGUUGGAUCAGGAGGAUUUGGAUUAUGAUAGUGAUGAUUCUUCAAGUUAUGCUAGUUUGCUUGAUGAUUGAUGAUUGGAGGUUGAGUUCUCUUCUGUUUUUAUUUUUAUGUUUCAUAAGUUAUGACUGAUGAUUUGUUUGUGAUUUAUUUUGGGGAGCAAUUUGUGAGCUUUAUGACAACGAAGAGCGAAGAAAACUUUGAUGUUUUCUUUUAUUUCUUUCUUUGAGGGCUAUUUAUGUGAUAUGUCUCUCAUUUUUGUGGAUCUGG